GCUCCUUUAUGAGAUAUAAAUUUAUUUAUCAUUCAAACCCUUGUAAAAUUAAAAUAUUUUCUGGAAAUAACCUAACGGUCAAUCUUUCUAAUUUUCACACAUUUUGUUAUACAUCAGAAUUCACUUAGAUUUUUUCAAGAAAAUCCGAAUAUCAGAAAAAACUCGAUCGACAAGGAAGUUCUACCUUAAACGACGGCGUGUAUGUAUGGUGCAAUAUAAGAAUUCAACUCCAUUUGCGCAUUCAACUUAUUUAGUAGAGCACAGUGGCAUCAUUUUUAAACCAAACAAGACACUCACAUUAUGGCGGCCAGAGAUUAUGCAGGCUGUUACUCCGGUUUAGAUGACAUAUUAUUUGAUGGAAAUAAAUAUGUUUGCAAACUGGAACCCAAAUGGGCAAAGAAGGCCAGGGAGGAGUUAAACGAAGACCCCAAGGAACGAGACGCAGCUGUGGACCAGUUUAGACAGUGGGUUAAACAGCAACCACAUUAUGCCGUAUGCACAGACACGAAUUUCCUGCUGCAAUUUUUGAGAAGGUGCAAGUUCAGUCAGUUGGAGGCCAGGACGAUGUUUGACGUCUAUCACAGCAAGAUUUACAACGAGUUACCAUUUUGGAUGUGUAACCUCGACACUGAGUCUUCUGCUAUGAAGAAACUUCUCACGAGAGACAUGCCCUUCCUCGUAUUGCCAGACAGGGACAGUGAAGGACGUAGGAUUCUUAUAUGGAGAGCAGGUGGUUACCAAACGGGGAAGAAUUGUGGGUACAACAACGAAGACCUUUUUGCGAUGAUCGGUUCCGUGUUCAUGUGCAUAAUGCGAGAGGAGUUAACUCAGGUUAACGGGGUUGUACUUUUUAAAGAUGGCACCGGACAAACCUUAAAGCACACAACUUUCAUUGGGAUGGAAACUGUGAAAAACGCAUCUAUGAUCUUUUACAAUAACUUUCCGGCGAGAAUCAAGCAUGUCUAUAUGUAUAACAGCGGGGCUGUUAUGGAGGCCUUUACUGCCAUCUUUUGGCCUUUCCUUUCAAACAAAAUAAAGGAAAGGUUCAACUACUUCCCUAACUUGGAGGAACUUUAUGAAAAACUCCCCAUGAAGUUAUUGCCUAAGGAGUACCUACCAGAUGACUACACUGGUCCUCAUGCUGGAACCAUUAGCCAGAUAUCUAACUACUGGUAUCAGCGGUUGACGUCACCCGAGCUGAACAAAAGAAUCAAGACAUUGAGCACAACGCAGUUCAAAGUCGACGAGACGAAACGACCGAAAAAAGGUCAAGAUGAAGUAGCAAGCUUCAGAAAACUUAACAUUGAAUAA
Owenia fusiformis is the source of this 1311-nucleotide messenger RNA. The record is from the annotation of a GenBank genome assembly. Lineage: Eukaryota; Metazoa; Annelida; Polychaeta; Sabellida; Oweniidae.